CUCUAACUUGCUUUUAGAGUACUCAAACUUUAUAUAAAUAAUGAAGGAAGAAGACAACAAUAUCAAAUAAGAAGAAAAUCAAUUUUUUAUCCCACAUUAUAUCAUGCCCAUAAACUACGCUCCAAUUCCAAGCGAAAUAGAGAAUUACAAGAUAGCAAUACAUCAUUUAACCGAAGAGAAUCUCUUUUUGAGAAAGCAACUCCAACACAAUCAAGUCUCAGACGUUCUCUCUUUGGAUGCAGAGUAACUAAAGGAUGAAGUGUUUAAAAUGAUUGACUAUCUGAUGAAAAAUCUCAAUUACCUUCCGAAAGAAUAAAUCUUUGCCUACCGAAAAACAAUUCGAUCGUGCACACAAAGGAGUGCACUCAAAAGAAUCUAUUUUCUUAUCUUUACCAGAUAUUUAUAAGCUGAAAAAACUAAAGAAGAAAUGAUUAAAUUCAUUCUUCGCAAAAGUGUGAAGUUUUAGAAGCCCACUAGUCCCAUACAGAAACACGAAAUGAAGAAAAUGAAUAAUGCAUUCGUUUAGCAAUUAUUUCUAUCACCUCAAUAUCAAUCACAUUACUCAAGUUUUCUAAGUUAAUACCUACAAUUAGCACUUGAUGAAAAUAAACAAAAAAUUCAAAAAUAUGUGAAUUUCAUAGUGGAAUCAAUAUCAAAUGACUAAAUCGAAGAUGUCCUAAACUAUAAAAGAUUUCCAUGGUUGAAUGAGUGGAUACAACAAUCCGUUUAGAUUGCUAAAGAUCUAUAGUUUAGUAGCAAACCCCAAAGUUUGGAGAACAAGAAAAAAAGAAAAUUCUGA
Paramecium tetraurelia is the source of this 799-nucleotide messenger RNA. RefSeq lists its product as uncharacterized. The record is from RefSeq and is a predicted model, not a curated record. Lineage: Eukaryota; Ciliophora; Oligohymenophorea; Peniculida; Parameciidae. The transcript has 5 exons.